CAUCCUCUCUGCUUGGUGGUCUGACGCUGGGGCUGAUCUGUGUCAUCACUGUGUUGUAAUCGGAUUGUUAUUUACCGAAUCAAUAACUGAAGUUACCGGAGCUGCGAUGAAGCUUCUCUGCAGCGGAUCGAUUGCGUGUCUCCUGCUCCUCUUCUGUCUUCCAGUUUGCUUGGCUGCUCAUGGUCGAUACGCUAAGAAGCUGUUUAAAGACUUGUUCUCCAACUACACCAAUGCUUUGCGGCCAGUGGAGGACACCGACCACAUCAUCAACGUCACACUGCAGAUCACUCUCUCCCAGAUCAUCGACAUGGAUGAGCGGAACCAGAUCCUGACUACCUACCUGUGGAUCCGCCAGGUUUGGAUGGAUGCCUACCUCACCUGGAAGAAGGAGGACUAUGACGGCCUAGACACCAUCCGCAUACCCAGCAGCUACGUAUGGAGACCUGACAUUGUCCUGUAUAACAGUGCAGACGACGAGUUCUCCAGCUCCAUGGAGACCAACGUGGUUCUUCGUAACGAUGGGCAGGUCAUGUGGGACCAGCCAGCCAUCACCAAAAGCUCCUGCUCCGUGGACGUGGCCUUCUUCCCUUUUGAUUUGCAGCAGUGUCACUUAACCUUUGGAUCCUGGACUCACAACGGCAACCAGAUGGAUUUGUCCAAUGCCUUGGACAGCGCUGACCUGGCCGACUUUGUCCCCAACGUGGAGUGGGAAGUUCUGGGCAUGCCAGCCAAGAAGAAUGUCAUCCUGUAUGGUUGCUGUUCAGAUCCGUACCCGGACAUCACCUUCAGCCUCCACCUUAAGAGAAGGGCCUCCUUCUACAUCUUCAACCUCCUGAUCCCCUGCAUGCUGAUCUCCUUUCUGGCUCCGCUGGGCUUCUACCUGCCGGCUGACUCUGGUGAAAAAGUUUCUCUCGGUGUCACGGUGCUCCUGGCCCUAACCGUGUUUCAGUUGCUGGUGGCUGAGAGCAUGCCACCCUCCGAGAGUGUCCCGCUGAUAGGAAAGUACUACAUUGCUACCAUGACGAUGGUCACUGCAUCAACAGCGCUCACCAUCUUUAUUAUGAACAUCCACCACUGCGGCUCUGAAGCUCGUCCCGUCCCACAAUGGGCCGAGCGCUUCAUCCUUAACUACCUCGCCCGCAUCUGUUUCGUCUACGAGGUCGGUGAGAACUGCCUCGGCAGGACCGCGUCCAGGAAGCAACCUCUGUCGCAGGAGGAGCCCGAAGCCCCGGCAGCCAAUGGCAGCAACACCAAAGGAACAAACUGGGAUGUGAACGGGCAAGUAUGGGCCGGGAGGGUGGAAGACGAUGCAGCUGGGGAGUCUCUAAAGCUGGAGCGGGAUGUGACCAACCAGACGGACUGGAAAGAGGAUCUGUUUGUGACCAUCAACCAUUCGGAGGAGGAAGGAGCUGCUGGAGGACACGAAGGGAAGCCGGAGGAGUCAAAAAGCGCCAGUAGAGGAGGAGGAGGAGAGCAUGUUGAAGAAAAGAAAGGCGUAGGAGGGAACAGGAGGGAGAUCUUUGUGAGAACCCAGUGUGUGUGCCAGCACCAGGGACUACGCAGUAACGUUGAGUACAUUGCCAACUCGUACCAGGACCAACGAGCGGCGCAGCUGCGCAUUGGGGAGUGGAGGAAGGUCGCCAAAGUCAUGGAUCGCUUCUUCAUGUGGCUCUUCUUCAUUUUGGUCUUCUUCAUGAGCAUCCUCAUCCUGGGAAAAGCCAUCUGACGGAGAAGAUUCUCCAUUGGAGAUUCACGUGAGAGGGUGAUGGUAGCGAGUAGCGAUAAAAUAAUGUGCUUAGCGUUCCGUUAAGUCUAAAAUCAGUCUUAAUUUUCUGGAAACAGGUGGGUUUUAAAGGUUAAAUCUGCCGUAAAAGUAUACUCUAUCUGGUGUCUUUUCAAAUUAUGAAUUUCCACCAUAAUUUAAAAUGUAGACGUGAGGAUUUAAAGAGACGUGGUCACACAAAAGAAGUUUGCACAGAUAGGUGGAUACAUCAGAUUGUGAGGUUUAAAAUCAUCCACAAAAGGCCACAGAUAAUUUUGAAGUUCUUGAAAGCAUCCCAUCAAAUAUGGAGAAAUUUGAAUCAAAAAGUACACUCAUCAGCUCUUUAGAUCAAUACAUUUUGUUGUAAGAUUCAGACAAAAAGGAGCCGACGUUCGCCUGACAUUGCCACACCAAAUUGCAAAUGUGAGUUAGUCUGGAACAUCUUAGUUCACGUUCAAUUUCCAACGGCUGUAGACGAAAAUACACCUGCACGCAAUUGGAUAGAACUACAACCAAUCAUGGCAAAGAAACGUGGCAUAGCACUGAGCGACGGACAAAUGUAAACAGACUACAGCGUGCAGAGAUGAGGUUUUUUUUUUAACAGAAAGUUCCACAUAUGAUCGCCGUAGUGUCCCCGGCGUGGGGGUGCAACAAUGUGUAUUUUUAGUCAUUGUAUCUAGCCUGCCCCAUAUGAGAUAAACAGUUGUGAAUGGCUGAAAAUCUGUGUGCGGGCCGGAGACCAGACGUAAAAUAGAUACACAAUAUUAAAUUAAUUUACAUAUAUAUAUAUAUAUAUAUA
Molecule: messenger RNA, 2561 nt
Organism: Perca flavescens (yellow perch)
Lineage: Eukaryota; Metazoa; Chordata; Actinopteri; Perciformes; Percidae
Product: neuronal acetylcholine receptor subunit alpha-10
Exons: 6
Coding region: 107-1726 (539 amino acids)
Biological process (GO): monoatomic ion transmembrane transport
Cellular component (GO): postsynaptic membrane
Molecular function (GO): transmembrane signaling receptor activity; acetylcholine-gated monoatomic cation-selective channel activity
Source: RefSeq, a predicted model, not a curated record